Messenger RNA from Haemorhous mexicanus (house finch), 1633 nucleotides. RefSeq lists its product as uncharacterized. NCBI's taxonomy places the organism in Eukaryota, Metazoa, Chordata, Aves, Passeriformes, Fringillidae. The record is from RefSeq and is a predicted model, not a curated record. Bases 3 to 803 code for a protein of 266 amino acids. The transcript has 3 exons.
UAAUGGGGCAGAAUAAGUCUGUUCUGCAGAGAGAUGUGUAUCAGCAUUUAAAAUCUUUAUGUGCAUCAAGACCAAAAAACCUUGCAAAUCAAAAGCUCAAAGAGCUUUUAAAAGGGACUAUAACUCAUAUUCCAAAUGCUGACUCUGAAGCCUUCUAUACCAGAGAGGUUUGGGACUCUGUGGGGGUUAAAUUGUAUAAUGCUAUCUCUCGGCGUGACAAAACAACAGCGGAACUUCUCCCUGCUUGCCGAGUCCUAGUGGAAAUCUGCCAUGAAUGCCCCGCCGCCACGCCCCUCUGCGCCCCCACUGCACCUGAACUCUCGCAGCCACAGCCUCAGCCAGCUUCUCCAGCUGUGAGAGUGGGGGGAAGAAGAAAGGGGGGAAGGGAACAGAAACUGCUGCUGCUCCGGCCCAGAGCCGGAUCCCGAAUCCUGGAUCCCCCUGCCCUUCUGCCUGUGCUGGGGAAAGGCGCCGCCGUCCCAGCCUGCCCCGUUCCCGGCCCGCUCGCACCGCCGGCUCCCGCAGCCCCGCGCUCGGCCCUGGCUCCGGCCCCGCGGGGCUCCGACCUGCACGGCGGGGCCGGCCUGGGCUCCAUGGCCAAGGUGCACGGAAGUUGGAAGUUAACUUCGCUGGGACCUGCAUCUCAUCGCUGGGCAGGUCACCAAAGACAAUCACUUUUAGAGAUGAUUUCUCAAACUGUCAUUAAGGGCAAGGUCAGGGAAGCUGCAAGAUGGGUUUCUCAGGGCACACAAGAAACGGCCUUGUCUCUGGGGCCACAGCUGGCUGUGCUGCUGGGGCUCUGAGGAGCGCUGAUUUGAGAGGCUCUCUGUCUGCCAGGGCCAUCUGAGCCAGGGAGGAUUUUUCUUUUCUUUAAGAUUGGUUUUUUCCUUCUUUUUAGUUUUUCUUUAAGCUAUAAAUAUAGAAUGUGUUCUAAUACCCAGACUCCCAGGAGCUUUCUUUGGUGCCCAGCGUCUGCAGGGCACAGGGGAGGAGGGGAAAACGGGUCCUUGUGCCAAGCGAGCUGCCCAGGCGUGCAGUGGGGAAGGGGAAAUGGCCAGAAGCCCCUUGGCCUUUGGUGGUUCUGCUGAAGCCUUUGUGCUGGCGACAGAGCGGCUGGGCAGGGGCUGGAGCUGUAGGGAUCCCUGCCAGACUGGUGCCUGGAGAUGGCCACAAGCCCUCCUGCCCAGCCAGGAAGGGCCAUCUGUGUCCCCUCGAGGCUGCGCCGCUGCUGGGCAGGCUGGCUGGGCUGGGGGAGACCCUGAGGGGACCCUGAGGGGCGGUGGGAGGCCAUGAAGGGAUGAGGUGCUACACAGGCGCUGACGGGACAAGGCAUUGGGAAGGCAUGCGGGCCCUGUGGGAGAGAGUGGGGGGCAGGAGGCUCCAAGGGGACAGAAGUGGGUAGGAACACAGGCUGGUGGGAAGCCUUGAGGAAUUGGGUGUCAGAGGCCAUAAGCAGCCCCCAGGCUGCCGCCUUGUCCCUGACAGCCGGCUGCUCUGGUGCUUCCCCAGAGAGGCUCCCACGCCUGGGGCAGAAGCCCUGGAGGCCGGGCCUCAGCAGGAGUGUGGGGACACCCCCGAGGUGCCCAAGCUGGGCUGGCUGAGGACAAGGAGGGCAAGGGGGCCCUGCCGGGGC